Maudiozyma saulgeensis is the source of this 1905-nucleotide messenger RNA. The record is from the annotation of a GenBank genome assembly. Lineage: Eukaryota; Fungi; Ascomycota; Saccharomycetes; Saccharomycetales; Saccharomycetaceae.
AUGACAACUAUUACCGACGGAUUUUCCGCUGUGUUUAGUAACAAGUCGAGAAGAAACAUCGGGCCUGUAACAUCUAUUGUGUCUGCAAAAACAAAUGUAAUAGAUGAUACAAUUGAACCUACCAAAAGUGAAAAACUUCAAACUGUCACUUCCUUUGAUGAAGUAGAUUCUUCUUUAGAACUAGAAAAUAUCACCCCGUUGCCUGUUUAUUCUUCAAUAUGGCAAAAAAUAUACUACGAGUAUAUCAUAUUAGAUAAGACGAAUCUCGAUGUAUCGUUAAAAGAAUCAUUUCUAUAUAAUCGUGAUCUUAAACCUGUUGAAGAAGAAAGAAGAGUUUGGUCGUGGUAUAAUUAUUUGUAUUUUUGGUUAGCGGAUUGUUUCAAUAUCAACACAUGGCAAGUUGCUGCGACGGGGAUGCAACUUGGUUUAAAUUGGUGGCAAUGUUGGCUAACGGUAUGGAUUGGUUAUACUUGGGCAGCUCUAUAUGUAGUUUUAAAUUCUAGGUUUGGAACAGCGUAUCACCUAUCAUUCCCAAUAACUGUGAGGGCCUCUUUUGGUAUUUUUUUUUCUUUAUGGCCUGUUAUAAACAGAAUUGUCCUUGCAAUUGUUUGGUAUUCAGUUCAAGCUUGGUUAGGUGCUCAACCAAUUUCUUUAAUGUUGCAAUCAAUAUUCGGAAAAGAUUUACCAUCACGAAUUCCAGAUCAUUUUGGUUCACCGAAUUCAACUACCUAUCAAUUUAUGUGUUUCUUUAUUUUUUGGGUAAUCAGUGUUCCUUUUGUCCUUAUCGCGCCUCACAAAAUAAGACACUUGUUCACCGUUAAGGCUGUAUUAAUUCCAUUUGCAGCAUUUGGGUUUUUAAUAUGGACUUUAAAGAGAUCACAUGGAGUCAUUGCACUGGGUACAUUGAAUGAUAAUGCUCCGCAUGGUUCUGAUUUUUCCUGGAUAUUUGUUAAGGCCUUAAUGGCAUGUAUAUCAAACUUCGCAGCACUAAUUAUUAAUGCUCCUGAUUUUGGGAGAUUUGCAACAACUCCAAAUGCAUCGUUACUACCACAAUUAGUUGCUAUACCUCUGUUUUUUGCUAUUACGUGUCUAAUUGGUAUACUAGUCACAGCCGCUGGGUAUCAUCUUUAUGGGGUUAAUUAUUGGUCACCAUUAGAUGUAUUACAGCAAUUUCUAGAGACUGCAUUUACCAGAGGCACUAGGGCUGGUGUAUUUUUAAUAUCGUUCGUCUUUGCUCUGGCACAAUUAGGUACAAAUAUAUCUGCCAACUCACUUUCCUGUGGUACAGAUAUGACCUCACUAUUCCCCAGAUAUAUUAACAUAAAAAGAGGAGCUCUUUUCUGUGCCUUAAUGGCUCUUUGUAUAUGUCCAUGGAAUUUGAUGGCCUCUUCCAACAAAUUCACCACCGCAUUGGGUGCUUAUGCUAUAUUCUUAUCCAGCAUAGCUGGUGUCAUUUGUGCGGAUUAUUUCCUUAUUAGAAGAGGGUACAUCAAAUUGAUGCAUUUGUUUUUGGCCCAUAAAGAAUCAUAUUAUAUGUACAAUAACCGCUAUGGAAUUAACUGGAGAGCAUUUGUUGCAUAUCUGUGUGGUAUAGCACCAAAUUUGCCGGGGUUCAUUAAUGAUGUAGCACCACAAUAUAAGGUUUCAACUGGUGCUGUCCAUCUUUAUUAUCUGGGGUACCCCGUUGGAUUUGGAAUUAGUUUCACGGUGUAUUCUGUUCUAUGUUAUUUCUUUCCUGUUGAGGGUGUCCCUGUUAAAAACUUCUUGAAGGACAAAGGAUGGUUUCAAACAUGGGCAUACGUAGAAGACUUUGAAGACGAAUGGAAGAUCGAAGUCAGCAAGUCAGAGUUACAUGUCGAAGAAGAUAUAUUAAACGAAGUGAGAGGACUGAAGAAAAUCUAUUAA